Messenger RNA from Colletotrichum tamarilloi, 132 nucleotides. RefSeq lists its product as uncharacterized. The record is from RefSeq and is a predicted model, not a curated record. The transcript has a single exon. Lineage: Eukaryota; Fungi; Ascomycota; Sordariomycetes; Glomerellales; Glomerellaceae. The annotation marks the transcript as partial.
GUUGAGAAGUUGAUCGUCAAGGUGGAGAGCUUCUACAAGCUAAUUGAGUCGGCACAGGCGUUUCCUGCGCCUGAGGGCUUGGACGCGGACGGCGUGGAUCUAGGAGACAUGACCAAUCUUGUCAACUUUUAG